Molecule: messenger RNA, 2458 nt
Organism: Cyprinodon tularosa
Lineage: Eukaryota; Metazoa; Chordata; Actinopteri; Cyprinodontiformes; Cyprinodontidae
Gene: hhat
Product: hedgehog acyltransferase
Exons: 12
Coding region: 349-1854 (501 amino acids)
Biological process (GO): protein palmitoylation
Cellular component (GO): endoplasmic reticulum
Molecular function (GO): palmitoyltransferase activity
Source: RefSeq, a predicted model, not a curated record
AGUAAGCAAUGAUUGAUGUCUGGAAGAUUCAUGAAGGGUUGUUUACAUUUUACAGCUUAUUAGGCAACAAUCACGGUAACCUUACGAGUCGCUCAGUCUUUGGAUAACUGAGUUAACAGCUAAAGAUAUUUUCUAGAGGUUUCGGGGAUAUCUUAGUGAAAACAAUGCAGAUUGAUAAAUAGUUUCAUUUAAACAUGCAGUCGAUCGGAAGUAUAUUUAUAUAAAGUGAAAUAAUAGUUGGAUACCAUGAUAUAAACCUUUCGGUAUGCUGGGGGUACUGAAACCUCCUACGAAGAGAAUAAGUAGAUUUCAUUUGCAGAGACCGUACAGCAGAGUGACAUUGACCUGAUGACAUCUGAGUUCAAGCCCCAGCCGUCACCGCUGUCAUGGCCUGAGAUCUUUGUGUAUUGGGUGCUCUCACUGGGCUCUCAUCUUUACUCUUUCUACCAACUGCACAAGUUCUCCAAAGAGCAUGAAGCAGGAUUACAGAGAGAGCUGCAGUUGGAAAAUGGGUUUUUUAAGGGAUUCAAAAGGGACUCGUCUGACUUUGAGUGGAGUUUCUGGACUGAGUGGGCCAAAAAGUCUUUACUCUGGACUCUAGUUGUUCAUGGCAUAUUAUCAAGACUGACCACAAUAUUUUACCCAAAGCUGAAGGUGUUUGCGCUCACAGUAUACGACUUCCUGGCAGCCACUAACGUGUUGGGCUAUAAAGGCGUGGCUGUGCUGCUUCUGCAUCUGUCUGUUGCCUUCUCAGUGGCCCAGCUGCGAAAGCCUGCUCUGGCAUGGAUCACUAACCUUCUGCUGCUUUCCACGAUUCACAUUCAGUCACUACAAGACAUUCAGAGAGGCUGGUACAGCACAGAGGAGGAGUACUACCUGCUCCUCUUCAGCGUUGCAGUCUGUGGCCUUCGAUUCAUCAGCUUCAGCCUGGAGCACUGCUGGAGCCCUUUAGAAGGCGGUCCAGCCGCGCAGCUCUGUUGGCUGUUUUCAUACACCUUCUAUCAUCCUUUUUUCUACAACGGACCCAUUAUCACUUUCAAAGCCUAUGCCGAGCAGAUGCGGAGGUCAGCUGAGGAGAACAACUCGGAGAAAUCUGUUCUUAGCUUCGUUCUGGCCAGAUCGGGGCGGAUCAUACUGUGGUGGUGCCUGGCAGAGUACAUGAUCCAUGUCAUGUACAUGCAUUCCAUUCACUCCAAUGAGACUUACCUGCAAAUACUUCCCCCCUGGGCCUUGGGUGGUCUGGCCCUGGCUCUCGUCCAGUUCUUCUAUGUAAAGUAUCUGGUUCUGUUUGGGUUUCCAUCCAUGCUCGCUACUCUGGAUGGAUUGGUUCCCCCGAAGCUCCCUCGCUGCGUCAGCAUCAUGCACAGUUUCACAGGGAUGUGGAGGCACUUUGAUGAGGGGCUGUAUCGAUGGCUCAUCAGAUACAUUUACGUGCCUCUGGGUGGUUCCCGCCAUGGUCUUCUUUACAAAGUGUUAUCUACUGGCCUGGCCUUCGGGUUUGUCUGCUUCUGGCACGGUGGCCUCGACUACUUACGGUACUGGGCCCUGAUGAAUUGCGCUGGGGUUCUAGUAGAAAAUGGCAUCAAAUAUCUCUUUGCCUCACCCUGCCUUCGCUCCAUUGUUGAGCAGAAUUUGUCCUUGGCGACACAAAGGCGCUGCACAGCCCUUCUCUGUGCCUUGUCCACGGCCAUGCUCAUCCUGUCUAAUCUGGUGUUCCUUGGGGGAAUACACGUGGGCAGAAUCUUCUGGAAGCGUGUCUUCAUUCAAGGGUGGUCGACCAUUGCUCCACCGAUGAUUGCUUUCCUAUACUGCUUUGCUCAGGUUGGACUUGAACAAGCUUCUCUCCCACCAUGAGUCACCUUGACUUUCUACAAAAGUCAGAAUCCCCGCUACUGGACAACCAGGAUGGCCUGCUGGCUACAGAGCUGCAGCGACUGGAGCCCCUGUGGCAAACCUGGCCAUCAGCCCCUGGAAGUGACCAAACAUGACUGACGUUCGGCUGCUUUCCACAGCCUGCAGUGCUGGAAGGAAAAAAAAAAAUAGAUUUUUCACAAAAUGUAAUGAAAUGAAAGCUGCUGUAUUUCAAGGUGGAUUCUUAUUAGACAGCCUUUAGUGAGGCAUGUGAAACUUUAAAAACCAAAUGUUGGACUCUGGAUCUGUCUUCAUUCUGUGGCUUUGAUAAGGAAUUGCUCGGUGGUGCAGUUAAUUGGUGAAAUACCACGUUUAUUGCCCUUUUUAUUGUUUAAAAAAAAGAUGCUGUUUAUUCCAAAGCACACUCAGUGUGUGAUGGAGAGCUCCAGAAACCUGAAUGGUGUUGUGUUCUAUAUUUCUUAGCAGAAAAAUGUCCCAAGUAUUACUUUGUUCCUUGUAAAAACUUUUAGAAACAAAUGGCUAUAAAUGUGAUUGAAGUUCAUUUACAUUUCUGAUUAAAGAUAGAAGAUGAUAGAAGCUGAACACA